Messenger RNA from Antechinus flavipes (yellow-footed antechinus), 3493 nucleotides. It is a transcript of the gene MYO1A, whose product is annotated as myosin IA. The record is from RefSeq and is a predicted model, not a curated record. Bases 238 to 3366 code for a protein of 1042 amino acids. The transcript is spliced from 28 exons. Gene Ontology annotation, biological process: sensory perception of sound; vesicle transport along actin filament; actin filament organization. NCBI's taxonomy places the organism in Eukaryota, Metazoa, Chordata, Mammalia, Dasyuromorphia, Dasyuridae. Gene Ontology annotation, molecular function: microfilament motor activity; ATP binding; actin filament binding. Gene Ontology annotation, cellular component: actin cytoskeleton; myosin complex; vesicle.
GAGAGAGAAAGGAGAGUGCAGGAAGAGGAGAACAGUUUCUCAUCUUGGUCAUCCAGUGGGCUUCCUAUCCAACCCCACCACUCCACACCAUGGACAGCUCCUACUAACAGGAGUUCCUUCUCUUAAGCCUUCUAUUCUAGUCUUGGCUGAUAUUCGGUUUCUUAUUCGCUUCCAAAGGAUCGCUGCUACUGCCAUAUUCUUUUCCCAGCAUCAGGUUCUACACCUCUCGAUUGAGAGAUGUCUGUAUUAGAAGAUUCAGUGGGGGUGGGGGAUAUGAUCCUUCUAGAACCUCUGAAUGAAGAGUCUUUGAUCAAGAACCUUGACGAGCGAUUUCGACACAAAGAAAUUUAUACCUACAUUGGGAAUGUGGUGAUCUCCGUGAAUCCCUAUCAACAGCUGCCCAUCUUUGGCCCUGAGUUCAUUGAUAAGUACAAGGAAUACAACUUCUAUGAGCUGAAGCCCCACAUUUAUGCAUUGGCGAAUGAAGCAUAUCAGUCACUGAGAGAUCAUGACCGAGACCAGUGCAUCCUUAUCACGGGAGAAAGCGGAUCUGGGAAAACCGAAGCCAGUAAAUUGGUGAUGUCCUAUGUGGCAGCUGUAUGUGAGAAAGAAGAACAGGUGAAUUCAGUGAAGGAUCAGCUAUUGCAAUCGAACCCUGUGCUGGAAGCUUUUGGAAAUGCCAAGACAACCCGAAACAACAACUCCUCCAGAUUUGGCAAAUACAUGGACAUUGAAUUUGACUUUAAGGGCUCCCCCCUUGGUGGGGUCAUCACAAAUUAUUUAUUGGAAAAAUCCCGGGUAGUGAAGCAUAUCAAAGGAGAAAGGAACUUCCAUAUCUUCUACCAGCUUCUGGCUGGAGCAGAUGCCCAGUUACUAAAGGCAUUGAGGCUGGAACAGGAUGGAAGUUGCUACGCAUAUUUGAACCAUGAGGCUUCCAGAGUAGAUGGGAUGGAUGAUGCAGCCAACUUCAGAGUGGUGCAGAAUGCCAUGGACAUCAUUGGAUUCUCCACUGAGGAGGUCCAGCAGAUUUUUGAGGUGGUGGCCAUGGUGCUGAAGUUGGGAAACGUGGAGCUGAGGGAUGACUUCCAGGCCAGUGGGGUAGCAGGCAGCAGUAUUCGUGAUGAAAAAGUUGUCAAGGAGAUCUCAGACCUCAUGAAACUGCAGCCAGAAGUGCUGGAGAGAGCCUUGUGCUCUCGGACCAUGGAAACGAAGAAAGAAAAAGUGGUCACUACAUUGAACAAAAUUCAGGCAUGCUAUGCUAGAGAUGCCCUGGCCAAAAACAUCUAUAGCCGUCUCUUCAGUUGGAUAGUGAACCGGAUCAAUGAAAACAUCAAGGUGAGCGAUUCAAUUAAAAAGAAGGUUAUGGGUGUGCUGGAUAUCUAUGGCUUUGAGAUAUUGGAGAAUAACAGCUUUGAACAGUUCGUGAUUAAUUAUUGUAAUGAGAAACUACAGCAGGUGUUCAUAGAAAUGACACUGAAAGAGGAGCAGGAAGAAUACAUGAAGGAGGGUAUACCUUGGGAUAAGAUUGAAUAUUUUGAUAACAGCAUCAUCUGCAAACUCAUUGAGCAUAAUCAGCAGGGUAUCCUGGCCAUGUUGGAUGAGGAAUGCCUUCGGCCUGGUAUGGUCAGUGAUUCUACCUUCCUAGCAAAGCUGAAUCAAAUGUUCUCCAAACAUCAAUACUAUGAGAGCCGGGUCACCCAGAAUGCCCAACGCCAGCAUGACCCCAGCCUGGGCCUUAACUGCUUCCGUAUCCAACAUUAUGCUGGCAAGGUGAUGUACAAUGUGGAUGGUUUUUUGGACAAGAACAAUGACCUACUAUUCCGAGACUUGUCACAGGCUCUGUGGAAGUCCAAGCACCACCUGCUUCAGAUGCUGUUCCCUGAAGGGAACCCCAAACAAGUCUCCCUUAAGCGACCCCCCACAGCUGGGACCCAGUUCAAGAACUCUAUAGCCACACUCAUGAAGAACCUGUAUUCCAAGAAUCCUAACUAUAUUAGGUGCAUCAAACCAAAUGAGCAUCAGCAACGAGGUCUGUUCUCAACUGAACUAGUGGGCACCCAGGUGCGGUACCUGGGACUACUCGAGAAUAUUCGGGUGCGAAGGGCUGGCUAUGCUUACCGACAGGUUUACAGUGCCUUCCUGGACAGAUACCGGAUGCUGAGCCGGUCUACAUGGCCCCAUUGGCAUGGCCAAGCUCGGGAGGGAGUCGAAAAGCUUCUGGAAGAACUAAGCUUGGGCUCUGGGGAGCUGGCCUUUGGUCGGACCAAAAUCUUCAUCCGGAGCCCCAAGACGCUUUUCUAUCUGGAGGAGAAAAGGAGGAUGCGAAUACAUCAGCUAGCUGUUCUCAUCCAGAAGAUGUACCGGGGCUGGCGGUGCCGUACCUAUUACCAGCUCAUGCGCAAAAGUCAGAUCCUCAUUUCUGCCUGGUUUCGGGGGAACAUGCAAAAGAAACGCUAUGGGAAGAUAAAAACAUCAACAUUACUGAUCCAGGCUUUUGUGAGAGGAUGGAAGGCCCGAAAGGAAUAUCGGAAAUAUUUCCGGUCAGGGGCAGCCUUGCAGUUGUCAAACUUCAUCUAUAGGAGAAUGGUGCAGAAAUUCCUGUUGGGCCUGAGGAAUAACCUGCCCGCUAAGGUCACUGACCACAGGUGGCCACCUCCUCCUUACAAAGUCUUUACCCUGGUGAAUCAGGAGCUGAAGACCAUUUUCUACCAUUGGAAGAGUAAACAGUUUCUGGAUCAGCUUUCUCCACAGAAGAAAGAGGCUCUGAAGGAGAAACUCUGUGCCAGUGAGUUGUUUAAAGGCAAAAAGGCUUCAUAUCCCCAAAGUGUCCCUGUGCCGUUCCGAGGUGACUAUGUGAUGCUUCGUGAGAAACCCAAGCUGCAGCAGCUACAGACAGCUUCUGAUGGUCCUGUGCUGAUGGCUGAGACUGUGAAUAAAGUCAACAGAGCCAAUGGCAAGAUGGCCCCAAGAAUUCUCCUCUUGACCAAGAGUCAUGUAAUCCUUGCUGAUGCCAAAGGCUCCAAAAUCAAGACUGUCGUUGGGUUGGAGAAAGUAGCCGAAGUGUCGGUCAGCAGCCUUCAGAAUGGACUCGUUGGCUUGCAUUUCACUGAGAUCUCUUCAGUGGGCUCCAAGGGAGACUUUCUACUGGUCAGUGAGCAUGUGAUUGAGUUGUUGACCAAGCUAUACCGGGCCACACUGGAUAAAAUGAAGAGGCAACUGCCAAUUACUGUGACUGAAGAGUUCACAGUGAAGUUCAAAGAAGACAACAUGAAAGUGAAAGUCAUUCAGAGCCCAAAGAGUGAAAACAGAAACAACAUAAGCUGCAAGAAGAAAGGAAGAAACCACUUGGAGGUAUAUGCACAGUGAGGAAGAUGGAGAGCCAUUGUCCCCUGUCCUGGAAUAGCACCAGAUUUUGAGUCCCCCCUACUCUUGGAGAAGAGGAAGGGAGAGGGAGAAGGCUCUUAUCGCUUAAUAAAACAUGUCAGCAAUGGAA